UGUGUUGCUAGAGUUAUGGAGGAGAUGACUUUUCUAGUUAGUUAAUUUUGAUUUAGUUAUAUUUUUUUGGUCAGUAGUUAUUUUUAGCAUUCAGUUAAUUUUCCAUCCCAUCUUUUUGCGUUUUAGAUUCAUCCACCCCCUGUCUGUUCACAAAACGACCCCAUGAUUCGUCCCUCCACCAUCUGGCUAUCCCCCUACUCAUCCUCUAUAUCGUUCUAUAAGCCAAAAACAUGAUUCUACAACACCUCUUCAGCCAAUACAGUCUGCCCCAACAAAAUCUCUUGUUGAUCCAUCAAAUUCUGAUCGUCCUAAACGUUUGAAGAAAUCAGAUAAUUCUGAAGUUGAUGGGGAUUCUCCCGGUGAUGUUAUCUUAAUUGAUAUUGAAAACAGAUAUGUCCCUGAUUCAAUUUCGCCCUCCCCAGUUCCUGGAAUGCGUAGAUUUUCAUUUCACCGGAAAUCAUCUGGAAAAGAGAAUAUCCCUCCUGCUUCUCCCCAUAGAACUCCUAUUGUGAUGCAAACAUUGGAUUCCACUCCUCAUUCAUCACCAAGGUCAAAGUUCAGUGGCUUCAAAGAAAAUAAAGAAUCAUCUCCUAAAGUCUGCCCAGAUAUCGAGAUUAUCGAUGAGACAACUUUAUCUGACACUGUCAUUCGAAUGACUAAAAGAUCUGAUGAGAUUUAUAAUUCCAAUCUUCAGAAAUCUGGAAACAAUGCAAAUAUAUCUUCAGGUGCUGGUUGUUCUGGCCAUCAUUUCAAUCAUCAGUUCUCUUUACUCUCUCAGCAACACAGGAAAUCUAAUUUAAUAACUGGUGGCAAAUUGCCUAUUCAUGGUCCGAGGAGGUUUUCAAAACCAGCCCCCAUUUCAAACAGUGGCUUUGUUCCUGCUUCUAACGUUUUUGCUAUUUCUAAGUCUGAGGAUGAGAAUUAUAACAUCAUUUGUAAAUUGGCUUCAUCUCAGUACCAAUGGUUUGUAUUCCAUUUAUAUCUUCAUUUGUUCAGUUUUUUUUCUUGUUGCUCCUAAUGAAGCCUGCAGGCCUUCUUUGGUUAAGUCUUUUUCCAUGAUUUUUGUUUUCAAAUUCUUUUUUCAGUGAGAAUGCUGUUAAUAUCUUUGGAGUUCGAUGCACGUUCUGGUCUCUUGGCGAUUCAUUGAAGCCUGGUGGUUUCGUCGAGUCUUUUGUUGUUUUUGCUUUUUGCUUCAGUCUAUUCCAAAAGCCCAAUGGCCAUCCUGACAGUUCAAAGAGGCAUUAUUUCUUCCCAAAC
Molecule: messenger RNA, 1257 nt
Organism: Panicum virgatum (switchgrass)
Lineage: Eukaryota; Viridiplantae; Streptophyta; Magnoliopsida; Poales; Poaceae
Exons: 5
Coding region: 431-1018 (195 amino acids)
Source: RefSeq, a predicted model, not a curated record